UUAACAUAUUUGCCAUUUUAGGGUUAAUUGACAAUUAUGUGUAUAAAAGCUUUAAUUUUAUUUAAAUGCUAAUCAUUAUAGAAAAUAGCUUCAAACUCUUUAAUACUUUUAUCUUAAAUUUAACUUAAAAUGAAAAUUUUAUCGACUAUUGUUUUUGCCUUUUUCUUCGUUUGCGCUGUUCAAGCACAAAGAGGUUUCCCCGGCAAUCGUCGUCCUCUAGGACCUAUUCAUGGUGGACCUAUUCAUGGUGGACCUUUUCAGAGUGGACCUAUUCAGAGUGGACCUAUUCAGAGUGGACCUAUUCAGACUGGUGGUGGCCCUAAAUCAGAUUGUGCCACCUUUUGUCCCUUGAACUAUCAACCUACCUGUGGUUUUAAUGGUCGCUGCUAUAAGGAAUUCAGUAAUACUUGUGCUUUGAAUGCGGCUACCUGUUUGGGUGAAGGAAAUUUCAGACAAGUUAACAUUCAAGAAUGCUCUAAGCGGGGGGCACGCACUUGUUAAUGUAAAAAUAAUUCUAGAAAUAUUUUAAAUUUUGUUUUGAUAUAAUUUAUACAUAUUUAAUAUAAUAAAUUAGCAUUUAAAAUUUUAAAUAAAAAAUAUGAGUUUAGCAUAAUUUAAACAAAAACAAAUAAUUUAUUAAAAACUAUCGCAAAAUAUAGAACGCAAAAACAGAAGCUGCUGCGGGUAAAUCCAGAUUAAAGCUAA
Lucilia sericata (common green bottle fly) is the source of this 705-nucleotide messenger RNA. RefSeq lists its product as uncharacterized. The record is from RefSeq and is a predicted model, not a curated record. Gene Ontology annotation, molecular function: protein binding. NCBI's taxonomy places the organism in Eukaryota, Metazoa, Arthropoda, Insecta, Diptera, Calliphoridae. The transcript has 3 exons. The coding region runs from base 130 to 501 and encodes 123 amino acids.